AUGCGCAAUCCCUCGCUCCUAAUACCACACCUUACCAUCUCAACAUUCCUACAACUACCAGAAGACCUAUCCUACCAUCUAAUUGACUCCGUUGCACCCGAGGCCGCCGGGGCACGACCACCCACCAUCCGAGCGCUGGUGAUAGACAAAGACAACACCCUAACGCCGCCUCACAAACUCACUUUUCCAACAGCCUACUACGAGAAACUGAAACAGCUACGGACAAGCGAGUCGUCGCCUUUCAACAUGCAUACGAAUCCGGACGGGAUACUAAUCGUAUCCAACACCGCCGGAUCAGACCCGCGAAGCAAGCGGUAUGAAGACGACGCGAAGAAGCUAGAAGAGUAUCUUGGGAAGUUGGAUAUUAAGGUGUUCAGGGCCCCUGGAGGGGGGUCGGCGGUGAAGAAGCCGAUGUCGUAUGCGGCUGUGUUGGAGUAUUUGAAGAGUCGGGGCGUGGUGGAGAGGGCGGAUGAGGUGGUUGUUGUUGGGGAUCGGGUGGGAACAGAUGUUCUUAUGGCUUCGAUGAUGGGGUCGUGGAGCGUGUGGACGAGAGAUGGCGUGACGCAGGAUAUGAAGGGGAGAGAAGGGCAGAGUUAUCGAGGUGUUUUGGCGGGGGUGGAGAGGUAUUUGGUGAGAAAGCUGCAGCGGAGCGGAGUCAAAGCUGCGCUGCCGAAGGCGUGGCAGCAUCUUUAG
Messenger RNA from Nannizzia gypsea CBS 118893, 693 nucleotides. RefSeq lists its product as hypothetical. The coding region runs from base 1 to 693 and encodes 230 amino acids. The record is from RefSeq and is a predicted model, not a curated record. Gene Ontology annotation, molecular function: phosphatidylglycerophosphatase activity. NCBI's taxonomy places the organism in Eukaryota, Fungi, Ascomycota, Eurotiomycetes, Onygenales, Arthrodermataceae. The transcript has a single exon.